Messenger RNA from Symbiodinium pilosum, 263 nucleotides. NCBI's taxonomy places the organism in Eukaryota, Dinophyceae, Suessiales, Symbiodiniaceae. The record is from the annotation of a GenBank genome assembly.
AUGGGGCUGCAACACUUUCUGGACUCUGGGGCCUUGGGCAAGCACAUCCAAGCGGUCUCAGACGAUUUGAAGGAAAGACGUGAUUUCCUGUGCCAGAAGCUGGAGGAACUUGACCUUGAGUUUGUGAAGCCAGAUGGGGGCUAUUUCGUCUGGGUGAAGGCGAAGGGACGAAGGAUUGGACGCUUGGGAGAGUCCAUGACCAUCCAUGAGGACAAGUUUCACGAUCACAUGCGGCUCUGUUUCAGCUGGCUGUCCAAAGAUCA